Molecule: messenger RNA, 1938 nt
Organism: Verticillium nonalfalfae
Lineage: Eukaryota; Fungi; Ascomycota; Sordariomycetes; Glomerellales; Plectosphaerellaceae
Exons: 2
Coding region: 1-1938 (645 amino acids)
Source: RefSeq, a predicted model, not a curated record
AUGAAAGCUCGGUGUCCUACCCCCCCUGCUCGCCAGCUGUCUGCAACCCCCGCCCCGUCUUCGUCCGAGGGGCCCAGAGCAAGCGACUGUAUGGCGACGCCACUAGUCCCACUUCCCAAAUUCAGCGGCAUCCCCGUUCUUGACGGGUUCAAGACCACGAAUUAUGUCGAAACACUCGAGGCACUUCCCAGGAUUCAGGGUCUCCAUGCCAUUCGCUUGCUGACCGUUCUCCCCGGUGCCUUCGCCGACGAGUUGCAAUGCACGUUGGAGCGGUACUUUAUAGACAGGUCCGGCGAGUUUGAGACUCUUUCAUACACGUGGAAGGGUGCAAGCUUCACCCAACCGCUGGUGGUGAAUGACGACCGGUUCCUCGUGACGUCUAAUGUCGAAAUUGCGCUGAAGCAUCUGAGAUACCCUGAUAGGGCGAGAACUGUCUGGAUCGAUUCCAUCUGUAUCGACCAGCGGAAUGUCAUUGAGAAGAAUGCACAGGUCAGGUUGAUGGGGAACAUCUACAAACAAGGCACACGGGUUGUCGCUUGGAUCGGCAUGGAGAACGAGGAGGAGGACGGCAUCGGCACACAGGCUCUCGAUGUCGCCGGUGCCUUUGCCCUGGCUCUGGAGAUCGGCAAGGAGGGGUCGGCCAAGUACCCGGACAUCAUCAAGCGGCACUCCGAGUACGCACUCUUCUCGUUGACGAAACUCAGUGACCGGUCCUACUUUCGUCGCCAGUGGGUCAUCCAGGAGAUAUCUCUUUCUCGAGAGAUCACCGUCAAGUGUGCCACCCACGAGAUUGACUGGAACUCGCUCUCCGAGGCGGCCGAGGGGAUGCGGUGUUUUGGACAAGACCCGCGAGCGAACCUCUUGUUCGGCGGGACCCGUCGGAUCUGGGACCUCUUUGGCAUCCGUGCCAUGGAGUUUUGCCGUGAAAAGUCGGUUGCCGGCGACUUUUCCAACGAUUUGCUCGAACUCUUGCAGACCACCAGGGGCCGAGAAGCCACUGAUCCCCGCGAUAUGGUGUACUCGCUCAUGGGCAUUUGCGGCAAGGACAGCAUGCCCGUCGAUGUCGACUACCGCAAACAUGUCGUGCGACUGUACAAGGAAAUCGCCAAAGACUCCAUAUUGCAAUCCCUGAACCUCAACUUUCUCCGCAUGUGCGAUCACUGGAGCAGGGACGAAGGUCUCCCGUCCUGGACGGUCAACUGGACACACAUUUGGGCCGGACAGUGGAUGAACCGCUCCCUCGACUUUCUUCCCCGGCCCCCUGCUAAAGCGCGUCUCGAUCCCAACUCUGACGAUCUCGCCUUCUCCGAUGAUCUUAACCUUCUGACAAUCAAAGGCCACCUUGUUGAUGUCAUCGUCCUCUGUCAGGAACACACGGACAUGCCGAAGAACCCUAAAGAUUCCAUCGGCGACGACGAGAUCUACGAGGUGCUCAAGGGCGUCUUUGCGAAGGCCGAGAAUCUCUGCGUGAGCCUGAUGCGCCCUGGUCAAACGCCCGAAGAGCGUCGACGCGAAUUCAUCGAGUCGUUCUUUUGGUGCUUCACGGGCGGCGCCAAGACGGAUUUCACCAAGGGUGACCUCGCAGACUUGCAUGACAAGAUCAUGGCUGGACAUGUGCCCGAGGAGGACCGGAAGUUUUGGAACAAGUAUACGCUGAAGCUUGUGAGGUUCCUUGCCGAUGCGCGCCUCUUCGUCACGAGGGGGGCAGUCAUCGGGUAUGCAGAGAGGGUGUGCGAUGCUCGGCCGGGGGAUCUUUUGAUUUCGUUCAAGGGUUGCACAGCCGAGUCAGUGCUCAUCAACAGGGCGGUCGGCGACAAGUUCGAGUUGAUCAGCGGGUGUUUCUUGCAUUUCACUCCAGAGGAAUCGAAGGCGCAUCAGAAGACGGUAGACGAUGUCAAUGAUGGCACCUUCAAGACGGAGAAGUACACCUUGCUCUGA